UCGAUCAUUUCCCAAAAUAGUCAUUUAUUCUAUAAAUUACCUGCAUUAAGCAGCCACCUGCUGUAAACAGCCACUUUUCCCAACACCCUUGGCUGGCUGUUUAAGACAGGUUUUAUGGGAAAAUGUUGAUGUAUGUAAUUCGCAUUCGCUCGUGCCACUUGGAAGAGUAUAAAUAUGAGUAUGUAAUUCAGGUAUUGAUGUUUUCAAGCUUCUGUUUGAUUUGUCGGUUUGUAAUUUCUUUACUUUUCAAAUAUUACACAUCAUUCUAAAAUUCUUGAGUUGAGGAAGUAGGAACUUUUAUUCUGGAAUUCACUUUUAGACUGGUGUAUCCAGUGCCUGGCUUAUUUUCAUGUUGAAUGAUUCUAUACAGAUAUUUAUGUCGGAACAAUGCUGAAUUACCUGAAGAUAUUAGUCGACAAGCGUCGACAGCGAUGAAAAUUUCAUCGGAAAUUGCUUCAAGUAUUUUGGUCCGAGUGUUUGACGCGAGUGGGGAUAUUGCCCAUAUGAAAAAAUUAUCUCAAUAUUUCCUAGGAUGGCGUCAAAUCAGUUGGACUACUGACUAUAUAUAUAUAUAUAAUCACAUGGAAAUGGCAGUCAUUCCGUGUGUACUACAUGUACAUUAUGACACAGUUGUAAAUGAUGAUGAUUAUUGUUGUUUGAACUUGCUGUAAAAUUGGAGCACUUGCACUUUAGCGGUCCCUAUAAUAAUAGUAGUUUAAUAAUGUCUUAAAUAUUAAAAGUUAAAAGAGGUAACUUUAUUUUGAGAUGAAUAUGUUUGGGGGCUGCCGCCCCCACAUCCCUGCUUUGCCCCAUAUCCCCCAACUUGCUGCGCAUGCGCAUUGUAAACUUCCGGGGACCACUAAAGUGCAUUCUACCCGUAAAAUUAAUUAUUCUAACAUGAUCCGAUUCAUUUUCUUAUUAAGCAAAGAAGACAGAAAACAGUGAAUUAUUAUACAACAAAUCACUGUUCUGACGUCACAGUUAUUAUGUCAUGGCGUCAAACGGCAUAGUGGCGCACUGGGAAAGAAACAGAUUGAAAACGGGUUGAUGACAUCGCAACUAUAGUUUGCACCCACCUGAGUGCUGUAGGCACAAGCGAUUUUUACGAACCUGAACUGAUGAAAAAAGGUUUUACAUCAUACUCCGAUAUGAAUGCUUAUGAGACUAGAACUUUGAUAAGAAGUCUUCGCGGUAUUCAACCGGCCAUUAUAUUGGGUGAUUUUAACACAGGUUUUGCAUAUAAACCUCAGCUUCGCUCGGUAAUACCAGACAGCUACGUUGAAAUGCUAAAAAGAUUUACCACAAGGCCAGCUCUGAAGUUUACGUACCGUGACCCUUCAAACAGAAAGAUUCAGUCUGUUAUUGACCAUAUUUUUGUCAAGAACCUUAUCAUACGUAAAACCAAGAGAGUGUUUGGUCCCAAAACUGGAGAGGCUUUAAUAAGUGAUCACGUUGGUGUGCAAGCCGUGGUGAAAGCAGCAUGAUAAUUGCACCGAGGAACAUACAGCAUUUUAAAAUCUUUUGACUUAUGUGUUAAAUGUUUUGUGUAGAUCACUUAUAAAGAAUAAGAUAUCAGCAAAAUACAAACCUGAAUGAAA
Messenger RNA from Mercenaria mercenaria, 1598 nucleotides. RefSeq lists its product as uncharacterized. Lineage: Eukaryota; Metazoa; Mollusca; Bivalvia; Venerida; Veneridae. The record is from RefSeq and is a predicted model, not a curated record. The coding region runs from base 1119 to 1484 and encodes 121 amino acids. Gene Ontology annotation, molecular function: catalytic activity. The transcript has 5 exons.